AUGUACUACUGUAAAAGGUUUUAUCGUAAGAUUUUGGAAUGUUAUGAGUUGGACAUUUCUUCCCCAGAAAAGAUUAAUAUUUUAGAUGCCAUAAACUUGGCUGUCUCGGCUUGGAGAAAUGUGAAACAGGAGUCCAUAGAAAAUUGCUUUCGACACUGUAAAAUUUGUUUGGCUAAUCCAACCGGCUCAAAUGAUUUAAACGAUGUAAAUUUUGGAGAAGACAUUCGUGAGCUUGAGAACUUGAUUACGGGAAUGCAUUAUCGGCACAAAAUGGAUGUGAAUGAGUUGUUGGAUUAUCCAGGUGAAAAUAAUGAAUGUUACGAGGUUCAAAGCAUUGGAGAAAUUAUCGCGGAUACCGUUCAAAAUUUAGUUGAUGAUGAUUCAAUAUAA
This is a messenger RNA of Lactuca sativa (garden lettuce), 390 nucleotides long. RefSeq lists its product as uncharacterized. The record is from RefSeq and is a predicted model, not a curated record. Lineage: Eukaryota; Viridiplantae; Streptophyta; Magnoliopsida; Asterales; Asteraceae.